Messenger RNA from Caenorhabditis bovis, 402 nucleotides. NCBI's taxonomy places the organism in Eukaryota, Metazoa, Nematoda, Chromadorea, Rhabditida, Rhabditidae. The record is from the annotation of a GenBank genome assembly.
AUGACACCACACGUCUACUCGUCAAUUCUUUUAAUUCUAUUGCUUCUACAGUAUGCAGUAAUCGUCGUGGACACCUCGAAUCUUCUAAACGCGUAUUUCAAGGCGAGGAAUGCUCAUGAAAUCGUCGCCAAUAAUUUGUUGUCCUCAAAUGGGCGUAAUAUUGUUGAGGAUUAUGAUCAUACGGAGGCGAGGGAGCCGGGUGUGCCCUAUCAAAAAGCACAAUCAACGCUCUUAUCAACACAACGAAAAUGCUCGAAAUUCUUCCAGGGCCGCUUCGUCAACCUCAAACAUCCGACCGAUUCGACAGAAGUCGUCGCCAUGUUCCCAUAUCACGGAUUUUUUCACGCUUCAAAAGCGCUGCACGAAGUGAAACGCGGCGGACAUCCAAUGGUUGUCGGAUGA